AAUCUAGGGUCGGCGACGAAUAUGCUUCGUCACCCCUGCCGACACGCACGAGUGGGUGAGUGAAAAGAGAUGCGGCUGAGAGGAGAGCGGAGGGAGCGCUGCGUCAGUUUCCAGACAAAUGGGUCGAUCAAAGUGAGUUGGGCGGAUGCGUGGGGCAAA
Molecule: messenger RNA, 159 nt
Organism: Tuber aestivum (summer truffle)
Lineage: Eukaryota; Fungi; Ascomycota; Pezizomycetes; Pezizales; Tuberaceae
Source: the annotation of a GenBank genome assembly